GUGGAAGGAUACAGUGGUGCCGUUACAGAUCAACGGUCUGCAUCUCACUAGUGUAGGAGAGAGAAUCACGAUCUACCAACCUACUGACACUUGUCAUGGCCCCCAUUAACGGCAGAGAGAGAGAGAUGUUGGUUUUGUCCGAUUGCUUCAAAAUCUAAACACCAGGUCUCAUUCUUUUCCUCGUUAGCUCGUUCUGUGUUGGGAUGAUUACCAUCAGUUUUCCUCUGACUCUCUGGAGUUUUCUCGACGGUGGCUUGUGUCAGCCUUGUUGUUAGUUAUGUGAAAUUUCUUAUUAGAAUAGAAGAGAAAAUCGAAACCUGCCUUUACCCUUCUUGGAAGGGCAAAACAACACGUGAAUAACUGAAUCUCGCGAAUUAUGAAUUCAAGAAGAGAGUUCCGUAGCAAUAGGUCUUCUCUCUUUGAUGAAAUUGAGGAGGGAGGUAUUAGGGGUUCCUCAUCCUACUCCCAUGAAAUCGAUGAGCAUGACAAUGAUAGGGCUCUUGAUGGAUUGCAAGACAGAGUCAGUCUAUUGAAGAGAUUAACUGGAGACAUACAUGAGGAGGUUGAAAGUCAUAACCGUGUAUUGGACAAGAUGGGAAAUAAAAUGGAUGUAUCAAGGGGACUCCUGUCUGGAACUGUGGAUAGGUUCAAAAUAGUCUUUGAGACCAAAUCGAGCCGAAGAAUGUUCACACUUGUGGUGUCAUUUGUUGUCAUCUUCCUAAUCAUAUAUUACCUGACUAGGUGACCAAUCUGUCUGUGAAGUUAAAUAGGAUGAACUGGAAAUACUGUUCAACCCUUCUACAUCUAAUAUCCUCCUAGGGAGGAAUGUGAUACAAACAAUACUAGUACCCCAUACCCCUCAUUAUAAGAUAUUUUCACAUAUGAAUCUAGAGUAAAUAUGUAUCAAUGCAUUUAAACCUCUAUGGUUGGGUGGUGGAUGAAUUUUAUUUCUCAUUUCAUAAAACAUCAUGUUCAACUCAAGCAACUUUGUACAACUUUUCUCUACAUUAUAAUAUUUGUUUUGCUA
Molecule: messenger RNA, 1027 nt
Organism: Nelumbo nucifera (sacred lotus)
Lineage: Eukaryota; Viridiplantae; Streptophyta; Magnoliopsida; Proteales; Nelumbonaceae
Product: bet1-like SNARE 1-1
Source: RefSeq, a predicted model, not a curated record